Molecule: messenger RNA, 403 nt
Organism: Medioppia subpectinata
Lineage: Eukaryota; Metazoa; Arthropoda; Arachnida; Sarcoptiformes; Oppiidae
Source: the annotation of a GenBank genome assembly
UUAUUAAUAUGUAUUCAGUUAUGAUUUACUUAACAAUAAUGUGUGGAUACUUGCCGUUCAUUCUCACUCAGACCACAAAAGCCGAGUGCAUAGAGUUUGGCAAAAAGAUUGAGGACGCUGGAGGUAUCAAACAAUUUGUGGAAGAAAAUCAGCUCCAGUUUGAUAUGGUUUACGAGAUCUACAAAAACUGUUUCAUCAAUGAGGAGGGCUUUCGGUUCAAGAAGGGCCGGUACAGCACCGCAACCAAACCCGACUCCCGGGGCAAACUGUUUCGACGAUUUCUCUUAGAGGGAUAUUAAACUAGUUUUGCCACCAAAACCACCAUUUCAUACCUGUCUCCCUAACCCCAUGGCCACUGACUCUCUGCCCCUCCACAGCCCUCUUAUGAUAUCCUAUUUAUCGC